Molecule: messenger RNA, 514 nt
Organism: Acaulospora colombiana
Lineage: Eukaryota; Fungi; Glomeromycota; Glomeromycetes; Diversisporales; Acaulosporaceae
Source: the annotation of a GenBank genome assembly
AUGGGCCGAACAGAGCUUGGGGAGCUCUGGGUCUCGCCGUUCGUCUCGCCCAAAUGAUCGGGAUAAUGAACAAUGGGAUAAAUAUCCUGAACAAGCCGAAUAUCGAAGACGGUUAACAUCACUGCUACCGACUGACAUCGCAUUCAGGUACUACGAUACAAAGAUGCCCAAGGAUGACGAAGAUGAGGUCAGUCGACUCGGAUAUCGGUGGAUGGUGGACUGUUUAGGUGCCGUCCUGGAUGAGGCUUUCGCUGUUAAACCUCCUGCCUAUGCCACAAUUCUCAAAUUGGAUAAGACGGUUCGCGACUGGAAUUUAGGAAGUCUCCCUCCUUUCAAUCAGUUAGCGACAAAAGAAGGUUCCGGGGUAGAUCCAAAGUCCGUUCUUCGAUCUCUACAAAGCACUGGUCUACGAGAGACUGCUUUAAUGUACCUGCAUCGUCGAUAUUUCGUCGAGGCUUUGGCCAAGCGAUCCAACGAGCCAUUACGCAGCAAGUAUGCCAUGAGUGUAUUAGCA